This is a messenger RNA of Pteropus alecto (black flying fox), 504 nucleotides long. Its product is annotated as histone H2A type 1-H-like. The record is from RefSeq and is a predicted model, not a curated record. The transcript is spliced from 2 exons. Lineage: Eukaryota; Metazoa; Chordata; Mammalia; Chiroptera; Pteropodidae. Bases 56 to 472 code for a protein of 138 amino acids. Gene Ontology annotation, cellular component: nucleosome. Gene Ontology annotation, molecular function: protein heterodimerization activity; DNA binding; structural constituent of chromatin.
CUACAAAGUGCAAUUCAACUGUCCAGUUUUUCCUGUCCUACAGGAGUUAGCUGCUAUGUCCGGACGCGGGAAGCAGGGCGGCAAGGCGCGCGCCAAGGCCAAGACGCGCUCGUCGCGGGCCGGGCUGCAGUUCCCCGUGGGCCGCGUGCACCGCCUGCUCCGCAAGGGCAGCUAUGCAGAGCGCGUUGGGGCCAGCGCCUCCGUGUACCUGGCGGCCGUGCUGGAGUAUCUGACGGGCGAGAUCCUGCAGCUGGCGGGCAACGCGGCGCGCGAGGACAGGAAGACGCGCAUCGUCCCGCACCACCUGCAGCUGGCCAUCCGCAACAGCGAGGAGCUCAACAAGCUGCUGGGCCGCGUGACUAUCGCGCAGGGCGGCGUGCUGCCCAACAUCCAGGCCGUGCUGCUGCCCAAGAAGACCGAGAGUCAUCACAAAGUCCAGAGCAAGUGUUCUCCAGGUAUUGAAGCCCCGUGAGCGACCUUAACGAUUGGAAAAGAAAACGGAAC